Molecule: messenger RNA, 2046 nt
Organism: Fusarium tjaetaba
Lineage: Eukaryota; Fungi; Ascomycota; Sordariomycetes; Hypocreales; Nectriaceae
Product: serine threonine kinase
Exons: 1
Coding region: 1-2046 (681 amino acids)
Biological process (GO): peptidyl-serine phosphorylation; peptidyl-threonine phosphorylation
Molecular function (GO): protein serine/threonine kinase activity; ATP binding
Source: RefSeq, a predicted model, not a curated record
AUGUAUGGGACUCGCUCCGCGUGGUUGAGCCAUGAGGCCCAGAUCCACAGGAAGACCUUUCGUUGCUUUGAGCACCCAGAGAAUUUCUCGUCACGAGACUCCCUCGAACAUCACUUCAUAUCAUCACAUCAAGAACUCGGGAGAGGCCAAAUUGAAGCAAUGCUAGAUUUGGGGCAGGCUAGUUAUCAAGAAGAACGAACCUCAUGCCCUUUUUGCCUGUCGACUGGGCCAUUUUUCAGAGGCCUUUUCAAUCAUAUGACUUACCACCAAGAGAGGCUCGCAUGCUUUGCUGCGACGGCGCAGUCUCUCAAUCAGGACGACGGUCUUUACGGCGAUACAGACUCGGAUAAAGCCCAGGGAGACGAUGACCCAGAUGCUUUGCAAUUGCUUGACUCUGAUAUUUCUUCAUGGGGUUCCAGUUCAAGCAAAGGCUCGGAAUCAUUUCCAAUACAGAAAAAGGAGAUUUCUGUAUCUCUUGGAAGAGAAAUACGCCAAGCCAUGGUACACUCAGUUGAACCGGAUGAUGAUUCCGAUCCAGAACCAUCUACAAGCUUGUUCUCGUCGAGGUACCUCCCGAUGGACCAAUUGAAUCGCAUUAUAAACCACGAGGCAAUCCUGAAAGAGCUAAGAAGACUCGACUUGUUCGAAGAGUCAGAACUGUCGAGGAGAGCCAUGGAUAUCCAGGGAAAUAUAGACUUCAAGCGGCAUACCAAACUGGGCCCUGGUCCAACUGAUUCGACAGGCAUUUCCACUCCGUGCCCAACGCGGAAGAAGAUUUUUGCUAUUCUUGCUCUAAUGGGGAAAGUACCCGCUAUCGCCGAUGUUUGCGAUGAGGGUCUGUCAGAUGAGGACCUGCCAUUGGAGUUGGACCCUGACGGCUUGAGGCUAGUCAGGAGAAACGGGACGUCUUCAGAACCUAUCCAAGCAUUCAUCAACUGGAGGGAACACGAGUCCGACAUGUUUGAUUCCUAUCAAUGGAACAUGUUAGCACCGUACUUUGUUCUCCCUGGCGAUGAUGAUCCGAGGGUUAUGCAGUACACAAUGAGCUACAUGAUUCCGCUCCCGUUCAGUGUUGCCGAAACCAUCCCAGAUAGCGCCUCAAGUCCCGUGCAUAGAUACCUAGGUAUGGAGAAGAUCGAAAUUCAUCACGCUCACCAUAGCCAAGGAAAUCCCAAGGUAAGCCAUCUUUCAAUCAAAAGUCAGCCGAUACUUGGCUUAUCAUCAGUUCUUCAGCGUUCGAAUCAGAAUGUCUUCGCUGUUAAGGUUCUGCGAGAUGUUGAAGCCGCAGAAUAUGAUUUGAGAUUCAAGUCUUUGCUCAAACUGGCUAAGAAACGUCAUCCUCACGUGCUGGAACUCCUUCUGGGCCUGACGCAUGGUUGCACAAGGUCUUUUAUUUUCGGGUGGCCUGACUGUGACUUGGAGCAGUUCUGGGCCAGCAACUCUCCCGGCGUUGAUGCAGUUGACAUGGCUACAUGGAUCUCAGCACAGCUAUUUGGUUUGGCUGAUGCCUUACAACUGAUCCGAGACUUAUUCCCGUCAGGGGUACUGGGAGAGAAACAGCCGCCACAUAGAGAUCUCAGCCCAGAGCGUAUUCUAUGUUUUGAAACCAAAGGGAUCACUCAGUGCAUACUCAAGAUUGCAGACUUUGGGUCUAUGCAGUACCAUGACGACCAAGCCCAUCAUCAACGAGGCUAUGAUAUAGGCAUUGACUCGGCCUACCGCGCUCCAGAGCUACUAACCGGUGAACUUGCUCCGAACUCGGAUCUAUGGUCUUUUGGAUGCAUCAUCCUGCACUUCAUAGUCUGGUCGCAUGGCGGCUGGGCACUGGCGAAUUCAUUAUCAGCUUCGACCUCCGCCGAGGAAGGAGAAGGUUCUGAUGAUGAUAAGUUUUUCAAGUAUUCAAACUUGAAUAUCACCCGUCAAUGCCUAGUUCCCCAGGCUUUAACUGAAAGAGACACUGGCUGUGCAGUGAUUAGCCGGGGCAACAAUCUACCUAAUACUGUCGUAUUGAAAGAAUCUAUAAAACAGGUAUGUUGGAAUGCUUGA